AUGUUCACCAUAAUUCUAUCUUUAGCGGAUGACAAUAUUUGGAAUAGUUACUUCAAAAGUCAAUUUACAGAAGUAGAAACUAAGCAUUGUCAAAACUGUAAUCUACCAGCAGAUAAAGGUCAAUAUUACUUAGAUGAGUGCAAUUUUUUUAAUGAUAAAGACCGAGUUGUAAAUUUUAACCCAAUUGAAAACACUUUGUUUCUACAUAAUCGGUGUUCUUUUAGUAACUGCACUUCAACAGAGAGCGGAAGUUGCAUUUACUACCAAAUUGGUAGUAAUAGUUCUAUUGUUCAACGAAAGUUCUGUUGUACAAAAUGCCAAAGUCAAAGUCAAUCUGGAGCACAUUUUUCAUAUACAUAUGUUGACAAAGAUAACUUAAACUUUUUUAUUGAAAGUUCCCUUUUCGAUGUAGGAAAAGAAGGUUUUGGUUGUUCUAUUGAAGCAGAACGUGAUAACAUCAUAGUUUCAUCAACAAAUUUCUCAUCAUGCAAAGCAUCUUGGGGACCUGCUGGUUAUUUAAAAAGUCCUAAUGUUAAUUACACAACAAAAUAUAACUAUACAACUGUUGUUAAUAAUUUAGCUGCAUGUCAAAUAAUAAGUAUUUGGAAUAACUCUUUGAUUGAUUCAUGUAAUAUUAUAAAUAAUACCAUAGCAGCAUCAGGAAGUGGAAGUAUUAUUUACCAUUGGGGUAAUUCUCUUACUGUAAAAAGUUGUUCUUUUAUUAACAACACUGCUCCUCAAGGUUCAUGUUUGAUAUUUAACGAUGGUAAUGAUCAAUUAACAGUUGAUAGUUGUUACAUUGACAAUUCGAUUUCAAAUACAUUUUAUAGUAGUAUAGUACCUACUAAUACAAGAGGACUAUUUACUAACAAUUUGACUAAUUACCAAACAGAAUUUGCAAUUAUCAAAAAAACCAAAUACAUUGAAUAUUUCUCUCACCGAUUCCCACGUCGUCGAUUAUUAAAUAUUUGA
Molecule: messenger RNA, 972 nt
Organism: Trichomonas vaginalis G3
Lineage: Eukaryota; Parabasalia; Trichomonadida; Trichomonadidae
Exons: 1
Coding region: 1-972 (323 amino acids)
Source: RefSeq, a predicted model, not a curated record